GGAAAAAAAGAGGGAACAUUAGGGUUCAGCAUUUCUCUGUAUCUAUAAAAGGAUUACUCCCUCAGCCUCCUUCACUUCCCCCGGUUUGUCUUUUUAGCUUUCUCUCCUCCGAAGUGAAGACGCCGCCUCCAUGGUUCACGUCAGUUUCUACCGCAACUAUGGGAAGACAUUUAAGAAGCCAAGACGUCCGUACGAGAAGGAACGUUUGGAUGCUGAGUUGAGGCUUGUAGGAGAGUAUGGUCUCCGAUGUAAGAGGGAGUUGUGGAGGGUUCAGUAUGCCUUGAGCCGUAUCAGAAAUGCUGCUAGGGAACUUCUCACUCUUGAUGAGAAGAACCCUCGUCGUAUUUUCGAAGGUGAAGCACUUCUGCGUAGGAUGAACAGGUAUGGGCUUUUGGAUGAGAGCCAGAACAAGCUCGAUUAUGUCUUGGCUUUGACUGUUGAGAACUUCCUUGAACGCCGCCUGCAGACCCUUGUGUUCAAGUCUGGUAUGGCAAAGUCGAUUCAUCAUGCUCGUGUGUUGAUCAGGCAAAGGCAUAUCAGGGUUGGGAGGCAGGUGGUUAACAUCCCAUCCUUCAUGGUGAGGGUUGACUCCCAGAAACAUAUCGACUUCUCUUUGACAAGUCCGUUUGGAGGUGGCCGCCCCGGAAGAGUGAAGAGGAAGAACCAGAGAGCAGCUGCCAAGAAGGCUGCUGGUGGAGAUGGCGAUGAAGAGGAAGAUGAGUAAACCAUGUGCUUCUGCCACCAUUAGGACACCCUUAAAAAUGCCCUUGCUUUUAAAACUUAACAUUUCCUCCGUUGUUAGACAUGGUUUGUGUUCUGUUUCAGGACCUUUAAUGUAGUGGAUGUUUGUAUUUGUGGUCUUGGAUUUGAUGUUAAAUUGAGCAAUUUUUUUGUUUUGAGAUUAA
This is a messenger RNA of Hibiscus syriacus, 905 nucleotides long. Its product is annotated as 40S ribosomal protein S9-2. Gene Ontology annotation, molecular function: structural constituent of ribosome; rRNA binding. Gene Ontology annotation, cellular component: cytosolic small ribosomal subunit. Lineage: Eukaryota; Viridiplantae; Streptophyta; Magnoliopsida; Malvales; Malvaceae. The transcript has 3 exons. Gene Ontology annotation, biological process: translation; positive regulation of translational fidelity. The record is from RefSeq and is a predicted model, not a curated record. The coding region runs from base 131 to 724 and encodes 197 amino acids.